AUGAGGAGCACCGGAAAGCCCGAGUCAGCCAAAGGCAUGCAGCAGAGCGUGUGUGCGCUCGCAGCGUCGCAGCGUCGCGCGUUUCGUGGAGGGGAGGCUGCUGGAGCUAUCAUUUUUUCCCUUCUGUCUCUCUCUCUGUCUUGUCUCCUCAGGUCAAUGGAGGAGCACAACGGACGGGAGGUCGUGGCUGGAGGAACAAAAUCAAGGUGCGCAGGUUUCGUGGAGGGGAGGCUGCUGGAGCUAUCAUUUUUUCCCUUCUGUCUCUCUCUCUGUCUUGUCUCCUCAGGUCAAUGGAGGAGCACAACGGACGGGAGGUCGUGGCUGGAGGAACAAAAUCAAGGGUUUCGUGGAGGGGAGGCCGCUGGAGCUAUCAUUUUUUCCCUUGUGUCUCUCUCUCUGUCUUGUCUCCUCAGGUCAAUGGAGGAGGAGCACAACGGACAGGAUGUCGUGGCUGGAGGAACGAAACCAAGGGUUUUGUGGAGGGAAGGCCGCUGGAGCUAUCAUUUUUUCCCUUCUGUGUCUCUCUCUCUCUCUCUCGUCCCCUCAGGUCAAUGGAGGAGGAGCACAACGGACGGGAGGUCGUGGCUGGAGUUUCGUGGAGGGGAGGCUGCUGGAGCUUUCACCGUUUUCUCCCUCUCCUUCCUUUCCAGGUCAUGGCGGAGGAGCAGAAGAAUGGCACGGCACGGCACUGCUCGGCACGGCACGGCACGGCUGAAGGAGAAGCUGGGAAUGGCACCCACAGCUACUAAUCCUUCCACGCCGAGCCUCUACCGGUUUGGACCUAACCGACACCAACCUGCGCUAAACGCAUCCACCAGGAUUCGAACCCCUGACCGGAGGUUCACUAUAGGCUGUCCGGCUGGUUCGUUCGCCAGAGCAGCAGAAAUUCCGGAGGCGGAGAGCACGAACGUGCGAUACGAUCCGAGCUUCGAUGGCAAGCCAGUACUGGCGGUUGGGACGGAGGCUCGGUUGCGUGCAGAUGGAAGAGAGGAGGGAGAAAGCGACGGAGGAGAAUCAGAGGAGAGCGAGAGUAGAGAGGGAAGGGAGGAGGUGGACGGCAGAGGAGAGCAAACGAGACGUGAGACGAGAGCAAGGGAAGUGGAGGGAGGCGGUUGGAAGCGUGGAGGGAGGGGAGGAUUCGAGGGAACAGAGGAGGAGAAAAAAGCAGUGGCUGUGAUUGCUGGAGUGUUGAAGAAGAAAUUUGGGCCUCAGAUUGUGAGAGAGGAGGGGGAGGAGGGGUUCACAGACGAAAUGAUUACAGAUGAGGAGGAGGCUAAGGGACGACACGAAGAGGAAGAGGAGGGGUAUGGGGAUGAAGAAACAGAGUGCUCAGAAGGUGAGGAGGUAGAGGAUGGGGAAGGAAAGGAGGGGGAAGAAGCAGAAGGCGAAGCAGAAGCAGAAGCGAGUGAGGGGGACGGACCACCCACCACAUCUCCUCUCACAACCCCACCUCCACUCUACAGCCGGCGGGCUGUAUUUCCCUCCUCCCUCCUCUCCCUCUACCGCUUCUUCUCCUCCCACCUCGGCAUAUCGUCCCCUUCCACUGUCGCCUCUCUCCUCGCCACCCACCCUGCCCUCCUGCGUUCCGAUCCGGCCAGUGACCUUCUGCCACGUGUCCACCUCCUCCAGUCAUAUGGCGUAUCCCGUGCUGACAUCUCAGCCAUCACCAUGAGAAAAGCUUCCUGGCUCCGAAACUCCCUUCCCCAGGUUCGGGAAAUGCUUGACUUUUUCUUGGCUCGAGGCAUGCACCGUACCAAGCUAGGUUCAGUUCUUCGAAGGUCUGCAUAUCUCAUUCGCACACAGGUUCGUUCAACGAACCUGGACAUUCUGGUGGAGAGAGCAGGGGUUCCUGUCGACAAGCUGGGUGUGAUUAUAGAGAAAGCUCCAGAUAUCCUCUUCUUGAGGGAAGAAACCAUGCGAAGUCGUCUCGAGCAAGUAUCAGCAUAUUUUCUAAAAGGAUACGAAAGAGGAAUCGUCAGCAGCGGGCACCUGAGGCAACACUUGAAUUGGCAGGACCAGGACAAAACUCACCUGAGAAAACUCCUGGUGCAAUAUCCAGCUAUCCUCCUCAAAUCUUCAGAGCGCAUCCGUGACAUCCUCAGUCUCCUCCAGUCCUUCACUCCCCCUGACAGCCCCUCCAUUGCCGCCCGGAUUCUCCGCCAGGCCCCCUCUCUCGUCCACUUCAGCUCUCAAAAUGUUUUAGCUAAGCUCCAGUUUUUAGUGGAACUGGUGGGGAAGAAGGCAGCAGCGAGAGUGGUGAGAAGCCAUCAGAUGGUUCUUCUUCUAUCCGUAGAGAACAUGCAAGAGAAGGUGGUAUUGUUGAGUGAUCUGAUUGGUCGAGGGAACGCAGUUCUUGCAGUGGCUCGGUCUCCUUUGCUGCUGGCAUCUAAUGGGGAGAAUAUUAAGAAGGGUUUUAGAGAACUCGUGCGAGAAGUGGAAGAGGCACUGGAGGAGAGUGGAGGAGAGGAGAUUGGGAGGCAAAUGCUCGAGGAAGGUGCAAGGAAGCGUGUGCGAGAAGUGGAAGUGGCAUGGGAGGGUGGUGAAGGUGAUGGGUACGCACGAGAAAGCCCGACUUUUGAAACAUCUCAAGUGGAUGCAAGAGAACGUGCGGAGCAAGGGGGGAGCGAUGCUGGCUGUCAAGCAGGGUCCAAGGCCUGCGCUGGAGAAGAAGCAGAAGACCAAGGACCAGGACCAGGACCAGGUUCUAAGAGCGUUGCUGGCACCACAGCUCAUGAGGUGGUGGUGAAUCUGGUGGUUAAAUUUCCGACAUUCAUCAGCUACAGUUGGGGGAAAAACAUGAGGCUCAAGGUGGACUACUUAAAGCGGGACAUGGGGCUCUCUAUAAAGGAGGUGCUUGUGUUCCCUUUCUUCCUUGGGUACAGCUUGGAUCGGCGAAUCAGACCGCGACAUGUGGCACUGGUGAGCCAAGGCUAUGUGUUGGUGCCACAUGAGGUAGCUCUUCCAGUAAAGCGUGGAGAGAGGGAAUGGCACUUCGAAAGAGUUGGAAGUGCAGAAGAGAAGGAACUGGAGGAUGGGGAGGAUGAGGGUGAGAAAGAUGAAUGUGGGUUGGGGAAGCAUGAGUACGGAAGUGCAAUGAAUUCAACCCAAGACAGCUAUGCUGCGUUAGGGAGAAAAGGGGCUGUGGGGCAGAGAGGUGUGAUUUGGCAGCAGGGAAGGAAGGCAGUGUGCUUGGUUCAGUUCCUUACAGGCUCAGACAAGCAAUUCAAAAAGCGAUUCAAUGUCAAGCUCGCACCGUUUAUGCCGUAA
This is a messenger RNA of Closterium sp. Yama58-4, 3267 nucleotides long. The record is from the annotation of a GenBank genome assembly. NCBI's taxonomy places the organism in Eukaryota, Viridiplantae, Streptophyta, Zygnematophyceae, Desmidiales, Closteriaceae.